Messenger RNA from Fulvia fulva, 3453 nucleotides. RefSeq names its product Adenine phosphoribosyltransferase. NCBI's taxonomy places the organism in Eukaryota, Fungi, Ascomycota, Dothideomycetes, Mycosphaerellales, Mycosphaerellaceae. The record is from RefSeq and is a predicted model, not a curated record. Gene Ontology annotation, cellular component: cytoplasm. The transcript has a single exon. Bases 1 to 3453 code for a protein of 1150 amino acids. Gene Ontology annotation, molecular function: FAD binding; phosphomevalonate kinase activity. Gene Ontology annotation, biological process: cholesterol biosynthetic process.
AUGAACACUACUCUUUCCCCAAAACUCCCUGCGACCAUGACAGCAACCGCAAUGGCCACUCUAGGCGAGCUGAAACACGCCCUGAAAGCGGCAGCCCCAUCCGUCAAGCGGGAAAGGCUCUCGGAGAGUCAAUACGAGACAGGCUUUGAUCUUCUAUUGACUGGCACAACAGUCUAUGAAGACUUCAUCCAUCCUGAAGUUUGUCGACAACUUACUGAUGGACCUCGGGGCCCAAUCUCUGUCCUGGAGAUCGGACCUGGUCCACGAACCGUUCUUGCAGCUCUACCUGAGGUUCUGAGGCGAAAUAUCACACAAUACGUCGCGUUCGAGCCCAAUCAUACUUACGCUUCUUCGCUGGAAGAGAGUCUGCUCUGCAGAGAAGGCGCAGCAUCUCCUCUACCCUGCCUUGAUGGUGCAGCCACAAUCUACAAGAAGCCGUUCUUUCUGGGCAACGAUCAUGAUGAUGUUAGCAUCGAACAAUCCCACGGAGCGUUCGACAUCAUAUUGUUUUGCCACAGCAUGUAUGGUAUGUCUCCGAAGCGGAGCUAUAUCGAGAAGGCACUUCAUCUGCUCAAGAAAUCCGAUGGAGCCAAGGUCAUUGUCUUCCACCGCAAUGAGAGUUUGAACUUCGAUGGUCUGGUCUGUCAACACACUGCUUCCUUCCCAAAGGGCGUGGUACAUGUGCCUGACCUGGAUAACAGCUUGGACAGCUUCGCCUCCUUCGUUGCUGGUGAGAUCUUGCCGCUGUCUGAAGAGGGCAAUUUUGCUCAACAGGAGUGGCGCAAGAUAUGCCGCGAACUGAGCCAGAGAUCCCAAUCUGGUGGACACGUCUUCAGUUCUCCCGAGCUUAUGGUCACCUUCACUCACGGCUCACUUGAACUGGAAGAAAUUGUAGCCAAAGUGCCUACAGUGAAGCUGGACAAGAUAAAGAAUCCCGAAGCUCGGCACCGUCGUCCAGCAUCGAUCGUCAAGCCAGCAGGGAUCUGCCAGGUUCAGGGCUGUGUUCAGUGGGCCAUAAAGCAUGGCCUUACCUUGGCAGUACUUGGCGGCAGUCACGGAGCACACUGCAUUGUGGACAAUGUGGUCUCAGUCGAUAUGAGCUGCUUCGACCAGAUCAGCAUUCACCGCAGCACAGAGUCGCCUGGGCCGGAUUCUGACACUCUCGUCAUUGUCGGAUCUGGCUGUAAGGCUGGCGAUAUCGUCCAUCGCACCAUGGAACACGGUCUAACGGUACCUCUCGGCUCCCGUCCAAGCGUGGGCGCAGGACUUUGGCUCCAGGGUGGCAUCGGACACCUCUCAAGAUACCGUGGACUCACGUGCGAUACUAUAGUCGGCGCUGUGCUGGUCAGUGUCGACGAUGCCAGAGUUGUCGUUGUCGGCGAGGUACCAGAUGACCAUCUUCCUCAGAACGCAGUACGGCCAGAGAACGAAGCAGAGGUCCUGUGGGCUAUUCGAGGCGCUGGCACAGAUUUCGGCGUCGUAACGAAUGUUGUCUUCAAAGCCUUCCCUGUGGAGACCUUCCUGACGACGAACUGGAAGCUACCUCUGAACGACGAGGUGGAAGCACAAGGCAAGAUCGAUGCCGUCAACAAAACUGCUGCUACUCUCUACACACGGAACUCGGUUGACAUGUAUCUCUACUGGGACGGUAUGCGGCUAAGCUUGGGCGUCAGUCUAUAUGGGGCAGCAUCCCCGGGUCUCACAUUCGAGGCCAUGACUCCGACGACCAUGUGCUUACGCUCUCUCCUUGGCACAGAGACCAAGUCCGAGACGUGUGACGGCAUACAACUCUUCGAAUCAGAGAUGUACAUGUCCGGCAUGCACGGCGGCCACGGGGGUGGCAAGACCUCUGCCUUCAAGCGCUGUGUUUUCCUUAGGGAUAUUGGCACUCCAGAAGUCGUCAACGCCCUCCUCACAGCCAUGCAAACUCGAUCAUCACCACUCUGCUAUCUCCAUCUGCUGCAAGGCGGAGGUGCUAUUGCCGAUGUCAAGUCUGAUGCUACUGCCUUUGGCUGUCGCGACUGGGACUACGCCUGCGUCAUUACAGGUGUGUGGAAGCGCGAUCAAGACGGCACUGCAGCUGCAAGGGCAGCGGUUGAGUGGGUGUAUCGUGUUGUGGGAGAUCUGUUGCCCUUGAGUAGUGGCAUCUAUGGCGCAGAUCUCGGCCGAGAUCCCAGAGAUGCGGAUCUUGCUGCUCAUGCUUUCGGACCCAAUCGACUUAGAUUAGGGCGACUGAAGUGGAAGAUGGAUCCGCAUAGAGUGCUGGCUCACGCCUGUCCGCUUCCUCAGAAGCCACGCGGUCCAAGGCUCAUCAUCCUCGUGACGGGGUCCCACGGUGCUGGGAAGGACUAUUGCGCUGCCGCCUGGAAUGAUGAACUCGAUGGAGAUCAGCAUAUCGUUCACGUGGCCAGCAUCAGUGAUAUGACGAAGAAGGAGUAUGCAGCUUCUGUGGGCGCCAGCUACGAGAGGCUACUGACCGAUUGCGAAUACAAGGAAAAGCACCGGCCAGCUUUGACAGCAUUCUAUGAUCGCCAAGUCGCAGAACGACCCAAUCUGCCAGAGCAGCACUUCUUGCAGGUGGUUCACGAGCAUUCAGAUGCAGAUGUGCUUCUGAUCACAGGCAUGAGAGACAAGUCCCCAGUCGCAACCUUCUCGUAUUUAGUGCCAUACAGCAGAGUGCUCGAAGCCCGUGUCCGCACAAGCAAUCACAACAUAGCAGCUCGGACUGGCUCUGGGAUUUACCCAAACAAUAACUCACCCGCGCCAUCGGCAACGACAUGCCCCCCCGACUUCAUCUUCGACAACGACACGCAGGGCAGCGAAGAAGCCAAGAAAUUCGCAAGCCACUUUCUCCUCCCCCUCCUCCAGACAGAUCUAACACAUCUCGCCGACAUGGUGCGCUCAACACCAAACCAUCCACGCUCGGGAGUAAACUUCCACCACAUCCUAGGCAUCGCGCAGCACCCAGAUGGCCUAGCCUUAUGCACCUCCCUCUUGCGCGACCUCUUCUCAACAUCCUGGCCCAAAAUCGACACGAUAGCUUGCUGUGAAAGUGGCGGCUUCAUCUUCGCAUCAGCACUUGCCACAAACCUCAACUUACCCUUAGCCCUGAUCCGCAAGGCUGGGAAACUUCCGCCUCCGACUUUUUCGGUUGGGAAGGAGUCUUCGUAUAUUUCGUCGCUGAGCGGGACGGCGGAGGGAGAGGAGACGUUUGAGAUGGAGAAGGGGGCGGUGGCGAAGGGGAGCGAGGUCGUGGUGGUGGAUGAUGUGCUUUCGUCUGGGAAGACGGUUUGGGCAGUGCUGCAGCUUCUGCGGAAGGCGGGGGUUCGGCCUGCGGAUGUUACGGUUAUGGUGGUUGCUGAGUUGCCUGGUCAUCGGGGUCGGGAGUUCUUGCGCAUGAGUGGGUUUGGGGAAGUCAGUGUUCGGAGCCUUUUCGUUUAUGGUGGUGCGUGA